CAAGUUCACGAUCAGUUCUUGGUUGGCUGUAGGGAAGUUUAUACCAAAGUAACUAUGUUUAAAAUAACUUUUUUGACUGUUUUGGUGUUUGCUUGGGUCCAAUCAGCCGAACUGCCCGUCGCAAAAUGCAAGCUCGAAGACUCGGUCUGUCUAAAGACCUCUUUUCAAAAAAUGAUGCCCAUAUUCAUGAGCGGUGUGCCAGAUGCAAAUGUUGAAGUUCUAGAUCCUAUGGUAAUGGAUGACCUGGCCUUCGAUUUGGCUGGGUUACAGUUUACAAUGACAGGAGGUGUCAUGAGAGGAUUAAAGAAUUCUGUCGUGGAUAGUGUGCAAUGGGACACAAAGAAAAAGACCUUCGUUGUUGACUUCCAUAUGGACAACUCUGUAAAGGGUCACUAUACUGCUAACGGACGUAUUUUGAUCCUUCCUAUCACUGGUGACGGUCAGAUUAAGAUUAGACUGAAGCGUCUGCAGUUGAAAAUCAAAAUUUCGUACGACAUCGUAGAAGGACUCGACGGAAAGGAUAUUAUUAAGCCUAAAAAAUACAGUUUUGACUUCGAUGUACAAGAGGAUGCUCAUUACCAAUUGACUAAUUUGUUCAACGGCAAUAAGGAGUUGAGCGACACUAUGCUGACCUUCUUGAACGAAAACUGGAAGCAGAUCGCUGCUGAGUUUGGAAGACCUAUGAUUGAUUUAGCGUCAAAGAGAAUAUUCAAGAAUGUAGUUAACUUCUUCGAAUCUAACCCAAUAGAAGAGAUCGCCAGUGUCUAAAUCAAAGUAUUUUCAGUGAAAUAGUUUGAAAAUAAUUUAUAAACUUUGUUGUUUGUUA
Spodoptera exigua (beet armyworm) is the source of this 826-nucleotide messenger RNA. NCBI's taxonomy places the organism in Eukaryota, Metazoa, Arthropoda, Insecta, Lepidoptera, Noctuidae. The record is from the annotation of a GenBank genome assembly.